This is a messenger RNA of Poecilia latipinna (sailfin molly), 2394 nucleotides long. RefSeq names its product growth arrest-specific protein 8-like. The record is from RefSeq and is a predicted model, not a curated record. The transcript is spliced from 9 exons. Gene Ontology annotation, biological process: flagellated sperm motility. Gene Ontology annotation, cellular component: microtubule; Golgi apparatus. Gene Ontology annotation, molecular function: microtubule binding; small GTPase binding. The coding region runs from base 1036 to 2157 and encodes 373 amino acids. Lineage: Eukaryota; Metazoa; Chordata; Actinopteri; Cyprinodontiformes; Poeciliidae.
AUAAAGACAUAAAUGAUUCGUAACUACAUGAUGUGUUACAAUUUCAAAAAUAAAAUAUAUAGUAAAAGGGACACACUCUUUUUAAGAAAAAGUCAUUAUUUUUCUAAAUUUACAUGUUCAACUAUUUGUGGUCUACAUGUAAAUGUUCAUAACAGAGUGGAACACAUUCAGAGACAAUGGUGAAAAAAACACCUGUAAUUAUUAAUUUAUCCAGUCCUGAGCUGCUUGCCCAUUGUUAAUUUCUUAUUGUUAAACAUGUCAGUGUUGUAACACAAUAUUUAUAACUUAAAACAUUAAUACUUUUUUUUUUCAAAUGUCCUGAAGCCAAAAUGUUGCCGCAAAAAAAGAAUCACCCAAUUCUAAUCCAAACAUACUUUACUGAGCGCAAAGGGACAUUAAAUGUUGUAGCUCAUUAAUUCAGAUUCUUCUAAAAAAUUAUUGUCGAUGCUGUUGGCAGGAAAGAUCUCCUGCAGCAGUCUGUAUUACAGUGAAUCUGAAGAAGCCUCUGACUGAAGACACUCUGUUUUCCCAGUACAGUCUCAUGAACAGGAUAGUCAAAGGUUUUGAAGAAUCCCCCUUUGCACCAUCCCCCAAACAGAACCAGGACAGAACCAGAACAGAACCAGCCAUCUUUAUCAGACUGUUGAACCUUUUUAAAUCCCUGGUUCUGAUGCUGCUGCCCCAACAGAUGACAGUGUAAAAGAUGUCGCUCUCAACCACAGAAUAACACAAAAUACAAGCAAUAUGCUGUAAUUAUAUUAUUACAGGAAAACAAUCAAAUCCACUGAACCAAAUGUAUUUUCUCUACAAAACUGUAAGACCUUAUAAUAAAGACAUUUUUUCUAAAUAUGUCCUGUUGGUUGUAUUUCAGAGUACUGUACGGUAAACGCAUGUUUUAAAUUUCUUUGGACCUGUAAUCCUGUUGCCAUGGCAGCACAUUCCGUUUGUUUCAACAGAAACAGUUAAACUUACGUUUCCUAUCAAAUCCAGUUUUUAUAUUUUCUUCUGCUGGGAGAAGCUGAUUAGUGAACCACAAUGCCUCCAAAGAAAGGCAAAAAGGGCAAAAAGGGGAAAGCCGGGAAGGUGAACCCCUUCAUGCUGCUGGACUCUGCGCCCAUACAAGAAAUGACCAAGGAUCAGUUGUGGGAUUUCGCCCUCCGCAUCCAGGAGGAGCUGGAAACGGUGCGGAAGGAGAAGGGCCUCUUCCAGCCGGAGCGGGACAAAACCCAGACCGUCUGGGAGACGACCAAGAAGAACCUCGAGGAGUCCGAGGUCCAGCUGAGGAAUACGACCGCAGAGAGGUCAGAGGUCGAUGAGAGACACCGAGAGGAGAUGACUGUCUACAAGCAGAAGAUGAAGCACGUCCUGUCCGAGCAACACAACGCCGUCUCUGAGGUGAAGACGGACGCCGUCACGUCUCGCUCGCUCCAGCAGAAGCAGAACACGGACUUGGAGCUGGAUCUGCGGCGGCAGCUCCGGAAUCUGCAGAUGGACAACAGGGAGAAGAGGCUCCAGGAGCACAGCUCCAUCAAGAUGCUGAAGCUGAACCACCAGAGGGAGCUGAUGAGGCUCGGCGGCGAGUUUGAGCGCAGGAUGCAAGUGCUGGAGGUGCAGAAGCUGGUCACCACACGGUCCCUGGCAGAGACGUUCCAGAGGAAGCUGAUGAACGCUCUGACGGAGAUCGACACCUUCAACAAAUGUCACCUGGUGUCUCUGAACAAGGAACACGACAACAAGAGAGAACGGACAGAACUGACGUUUGAGGAAUUCCUGGACACAAAGCACUACGAGCAUCACACGUGGAAGGUAGAUGAAUCAUCGCAACGCCGUCCUUCAGUGCUGGGAGCUCCUCUGGAAUCCCUCUGGCUUUCAGGAAGUGAAGGAGUGACCUCGGUUCUUCUGGGAUUUUCUGACUCUGAAACCUGUUUCCAGGAGAUCCUGGAGUCCAAACGGACCGCCAUGGAGGCUCUGCAGCUGGACCUGGACCAGGGCGCCCAGGAGUACGAGCAGCUGCUGCGCAGCCUGAAGGGCGACCUGGAGGCCGCCGGCAUCUUGCUGUUCCAGUUUCCCUUUAAAGCCGCCCAGAAGGUUCUGGAGGAAGUCCGAUCAGAUCUGAAAGUCCAACCGGACCGGCACCAGAAGGACAUUCCCAAAUAAAGCGACAUUUCAGUUUUAAUUCAGUUUGACAUGAAAAGCAGUGACAUUAUUAUUAAAUUAAAUAAAAAUGAGUUUGGUUGGAAACUCUUCUGCUUCCUGAUCCGACUGUAAAAACAUCCGGAACCAGAAUUUCUGACAUUCAACAUCUCCUUUAUUGUUAGUGAUACAUGAGAAAAAGAAAGCAACACAUGAGCAGCACGGCCACAGCGGGUCACCAAACCAAAGAAGAAGAAGGAG